Molecule: messenger RNA, 1197 nt
Organism: Perkinsus marinus ATCC 50983
Lineage: Eukaryota; Perkinsozoa; Perkinsida; Perkinsidae
Product: peptidyl-prolyl cis-trans isomerase 6 precursor, putative
Exons: 10
Coding region: 1-1197 (398 amino acids)
Biological process (GO): protein peptidyl-prolyl isomerization
Molecular function (GO): peptidyl-prolyl cis-trans isomerase activity
Source: RefSeq, a predicted model, not a curated record
AUGUUUUUCGUUCGCGCUGUGACUCUGUUGCUCGCUUUUUGUGCGAUGCAGGCAGAAGCCGGCAAGCGUCUUCAAGCCCGAAUUCUUGUACAGAAUCAUGAUUCAUCAGAACCGGAAGGAUUCAUCGUCGAAGCUUACGAAGACUGGGCCCCUCACGGGUACAAACGCUUCAAGGAGUUGCUUUCUGAUCACUACUUCGAUGGAGCUCGUUUCUUCAGAGUUAUCCAGGAAUUUGUUGCACAGUGGGGACUGCCGGCUGACCCCGCCGAUGUGGACAAGUUUGGAGCCAUCCCAGAUGACAAGGUUAUUGGGCACAAUGACAAGGGCACUAUAUCGUUCGCUGCGACUGCCAUGAAGAACUCACGAACCACGCAGUUAUUUAUCAACCUGAAUGACAACGGCUUCCUAGAUGGGAUGGGGUUCUCGCCAGUGGCGAAGGUUGUUGAAGGCAUGGAUGUGGUAGAGCGUAUCAAUUCCGAGUACGGCGACCACCCCAAUCAAGGGUACGUUCGUGUCCAAGGCGAGUCAUAUCUCGCUAAGGAGUACCCGAACUUGAGCAAAAUCGUGAAGACGGAGAUUCUGAGGGAGGACGAGGAAGAGAAUUGGGGAUUGCCUGCUGACCCAUCCAGACGAGGGAAGUUUGCCCCCAUAGACGAUGACCCGGUCGUAGAGUCCAACAAGAGAGGGUCGAUUUCCUUCGCUUCUUCGGGACCUAACUCCAGGACGACUCAGAUGUUCAUCAAUCUGGCUGAUAAUACGUUCUUGAAUUCUAUGGGCUUCUCACCUGUCGCUAAGGUGAUUGAUGGGAUGACGAUUGUUGACCAAAUUAACAAGGAAUAUGGGGAGAAACCGGAUCAAGGUGAAAUCCAUAGCAAGGGAGAGGAGUACCUGCAGAAAAAUUUUCCGAGGUUGACUAAGAUUCGCAAGACCGAGAUAGUUGGGGAAUUUGAUGAUAAUGAAGAGCUCGUGCCUCGUCCACCGACCAAGGCAAGUGAGGAGGAGGCUACUGUGAGUAUCCCGGAGAAGCACAUAGAGUUCCUGUCCGUACCGGACAACUUAUAUAACGAGGCACCAGUUACUAAGAAUUUGGGCAAGUGGAUCGGAGUGCUUUUGAUAGCAGCAUUUGUAGUGGUCCUUCUCGUGAAGGCCCAGGGUUUCGUCCGGAGAGGAACACCGGCGGUCGAGAGAGCGGAAUGA